CCGCCGAGGGGCGGCGGCCGCGCAGUCUCCCGGCCGCACGGACGGACGGACGGACACGCCGCGCGGGAGUCGAGCUGGGCGUACGGCCAGGCCAUGCCCGGGGAGGCCGCCCGAGCCGAGUUGCUGCUGCCCGAGGCAGAGGGGCCCGGGCGCCGGACAGAUCUGUCCUGCCAUGCAGCUGUGGCUCCUGACCCUCGAGGGGAGGUGCUGGAGCCUUGUGCCCUGAGUCCUGUGCCCUGCACCCUGGGCCUCAGCUUUCUGCCCAACAAGCCCGGGGCCCGGCCCCCGCCAGAGGGAGCCAGCUGGGAUGCAGGGCCUGGCAGUGCCUCCCCAGAGGGUGGCCCCAGCCCUAAGACCCCUGAGGUUCUGCCCUCAGAGGGUCUUCUCCCCACCACCCUGGAGCCUCGGAUUGUGAUGGGCGAGGAGACGCAGUGGGGGACCACCCUGCCUGAGCUCAGGAAGCAGGGGGGGAUGCCCUGCAGACUAAGCCCCGCACCCGAAGCAUGUUCUCGGGACGAUUCUCCCGUGCCUUUCCCUGCCCUAGACCCUGAGUCCUAUUUCACGCCUCCUUCUACUCCCGAUGCCUCCUUCACCCUGCUGACCAGCCAGCUGAGUGGCCACGGCCACCGGGAUGUGCCCACCAAUCCUGGAGACUCACCACCCACCUCCCCCUCAGGCUCCUAUGUCACAGCAGAUGGGGACAGCUGGGCCUCGACGCCCUCCUGCUCUCUGAGCCUGCUAGACUCAGCUGAAGUGCUGGAUACUCCCUCAGACUGGGGCCACCCCCUGCUGCCAGGACUCCGGGAGGGUGAGUGGGCACAGGCUCCCUCUGGGCGACCUGGCUCCUCCUCGCCUGAAUCCAGCCUUUCCUCGGACAGCAGCAAUUCCUGGAGCCAGGAGGGCCACUUGGAUCUGGAUUUCCUGGCCAAUGACCUCAUGAUCCCGGCGGAUCUCCUGCCCUUCCAAGGCAGCCUCAUCUUCCAGGUGGACACUGUGGAGGUGAUGCCACUGCUGACCGAGAACGAGGAGGACGAGGACGAGGAGGACGAGGACAAAGAGGAGGAAGAGGAAGAGGAGGAGGAAGAGGAAGAAACAGCCCCAGCAGAGGGGGACGUGGAGGACGACAGCACCUUCGCGUCCUCCCUGCAGUCACUGUCAGACCUCUCCAUCGCUGAGGGCAUGGACGAGGCCUUUGCCUUCCGGGACGAUGCCUCAGCGGCAUCCUCAGACCCAGACUCUGUGUCCUACACAGGAGCAGAUGAUGAGCAUCUGUACAGCAGGGAGCCCCAUGCCCAGCCUGCAACACUGCCCCCAGAGCUCCACAUCUCGGAGGGCAAGAGCAGCCACACCCAUGAGAACCUUGGACCCACUGAUGGCUGCUGGCAGAAAGCCCCAAUCAUCCCCAGGCCGAGUCCUCAGGUCUGGGGUGCAGAGACAGGCUCCUGCCCAGAGCCCCAGCAGGUCAGAGCCUGCGCUGCCUCAGUCCAUGAACCCCCCACUCUGCAGGAAGAAGCGGGCCUAGAGAGUGUCCCAGACUCUCCCAGAAACCUGGAGAAAGCAGACCCAGCUGUCCCCAUGGAGGUUAGCCCCAAGCCCUGGCAGGCCCUGGCAGGCUUGGCCUUACUCCCAGAGUCCAUCCCUGGGCCCACAGCUGCAUCUCUGCCAGAGCCCUGCCCUGUUCUCCCUGGCCCGCUGGCCCUGCACACGCUCACAGGCAGCACAUCAAAGACAGAGACUGGGACUCACACAGCCCCACAGAAAAGAGAUGGGACCAGGGCGCAGAUACCAGCACCGGAACCUGUGGCCAGCUGUCCUGCAGAAGAAUCAUCACACAAUCCCCACACACAUCCAGUCUCACAGGGCCGUGGGAAGAUCCCUGAGCCCCCAUGUGCCCCGCAGGAAGGAGCCCUGGGCCCCGCAGGAGCAGAGGGGGAACUCCGGCCCCAGCCACGCUCACACACAGGUGAUGGUGUAGGUCCCCUGUCUCCCCCAAAGGCUGGGCAGUGGGGUGAUGGGGUCUUAGAGCCAGAGAUGGAGUGUACUGGGCAGGUUCCUGAGAGCAGCGUCUCAGGGACCCAGACAGCCAGGGGUAUACAGAUCAGCGGGGCCCAGUGCCUGAGCCCUGUGAAUGGGUGGACCAGCCUGGGGCGCCCCUGGACUGAGGGCUCACCGAUUUCCCUGGAUCCCUGCUUAGAACCUCAGCAUGCUCCUCCACAGUCGGAGCUUCAGGAACCCAAGCUGCACCAGGGCUGUGGGGGACAGGCCCAGGAGCUGCCCAGAACCUGCAACCGCCCCAAACCCCAGCCCCCCGAGAGUCUUUCCAGGGUCAUGCCCACUGCGCCCCGGGACAGGCUCUCAGGUGCCCUCCCUGGGACAGCUCUUCUCCCCACGGCGCCACACACACAACCCCGACGCCAAGGCCACUCAGAGGCAGGGGCGGAAGGUAAAGGGACCAAAAGCUCCCCAGGCCCCCGCCCACCCUCACGGGUCUCGGGCGCCACCUCAGGGACCAAGGACACUCCCAGGGCCCGGCAGCAGCCCGGCCUCCCCGCCCACUCCCCACUCCUCAGCCCCAAGGUGGCCCCUGCAGGCGACACCCAGGCCAAAGACUCAGCCUCGGGGACCGCGGCCGCCAGGUCAGCACCUGCUGGUUCUGGGCCCCGGAACCCCGCCGGCCCUCACCGGCUCUCGACGCCUCGGCAGCCGCUGGACGACCAGGACAGCCCGGAGGAGGGCUCCGGGCAGCACUCGGACAGUCCCGGGGACUCGUCAGCAGAGGCGGAGGACCAGGAGCUCCCCAUUCCUCGGACAGAACAGGCUCUGGCCAGCAGUGGCAGUGAGGACACAGCAGCUAAAGCCAAGCAGAGUCGCAGCGAAAAGAAGGCCCGGAAGGCCAUGUCCAAGCUGGGCUUGCGGCAGAUCCAGGGGGUCACCAGAAUCACAAUCCAAAAGUCCAAGAACAUCCUGUUUGUCAUCGCCAAGCCCGACGUCUUCAAGAGCCCAGCCUCGGAUACCUAUGUGGUCUUUGGGGAGGCCAAGAUCGAGGACCUGUCCCAGCAAGUUCACAGAGCUGCUGCAGAGAAGUUCAAGAUGCCCCCGGAACCUCCCACUCUGGCCCCCGAGUCUGUGCCCCGUCCCCGGGUGAGGCCCGAGUGCCAGGAGAUGGAGGAGGAGGAAGAGGAGGUGGAUGAGACAGGACUGGAGCUGCGGGACAUCGAACUCGUGAUGGCUCAGGCUAGUGUGUCCAGAGCAAAGGCGGUGCGAGCUCUGCGGGACAGCCAGAGUGACAUUGUCAAUGCCAUCAUGGAGCUGACAAUGUAGCCUCCUGCCUGCGACCUCCGACCCAGCCCUGGCUUUGACCAAUAAAGGAGUAUCAGCCA
Suncus etruscus (white-toothed pygmy shrew) is the source of this 3380-nucleotide messenger RNA. It is a transcript of the gene NACAD, whose product is annotated as NAC alpha domain containing. Bases 94 to 3321 code for a protein of 1075 amino acids. The transcript has 8 exons. The record is from RefSeq and is a predicted model, not a curated record. Gene Ontology annotation, biological process: protein targeting to membrane. Gene Ontology annotation, cellular component: nascent polypeptide-associated complex; cytoplasm. Lineage: Eukaryota; Metazoa; Chordata; Mammalia; Eulipotyphla; Soricidae.